This is a messenger RNA of Etheostoma spectabile (orangethroat darter), 2883 nucleotides long. RefSeq names its product testis development-related protein. Gene Ontology annotation, biological process: spermatogenesis. Gene Ontology annotation, cellular component: cytosol; nucleus. The transcript has 4 exons. The coding region runs from base 367 to 1068 and encodes 233 amino acids. NCBI's taxonomy places the organism in Eukaryota, Metazoa, Chordata, Actinopteri, Perciformes, Percidae. The record is from RefSeq and is a predicted model, not a curated record.
CGAACUGGAGCAGCGGGGAGACUGUGGGAGGAGCGACGGGUUGAGAUCCAGGUGUCCGAGCCUGCGUAAAAACGCACCAAACACAAGUCAAAACCAAAAUAGUGAGUUUCAUAGAAAAAAGAUCAAUUCGCGCACUCCAGCCACUUCUAUGAAUGAACAACCUGUGUUCCAAGAACGUCUCCUGGAUCUGCUGCUGCAGAAAUAACCAAAAGAACGGAACGCGCUGCGGUGGUGCGUUGCUGCCAUCUCCACAGAAAACGGACAAAACAGGACCAGACGGUUCAGUGUGAACUCCAGAUUAGUUACCGAAGGAGGCAACUUUUAUUUUAACGAUCAAGGCGGCUUGUUUCAGCGACAAGUGGAGAUAUGUUCAAGAAAAGUAAGAGUAAAGUGCUGGUGGAUUAUGCGUCAGAAGAAGACGACAUGUCCUGGCACUAUCAUCACUCCUACAAGGACAAAGACAUAGAAGGAGAGGAAGAGGAAGAAGAGGAGGAACCUGUCACUGCAGUAUCCAAGGAGGCCAAGGUGAAGAAGAUCAUGUCCAAGAAAGAGAAGAAGGAGAAGAAGAUGUUCUCCUCUAAAGAUGAUGAGCACUUCUUGCUGACCGGAGUAAAGCUGGCAGACCGCAGAGGGUCUCACAAGAAAAUCAAGGAGGACGAGAAGGAGAAGGAAAAGAAGGACAAGCCAGACAAGGGCCACUGUUUCUGGGAGAGUGUUACCAUGACGAUGAGGCAAAUCUCCCCCGCCAAAAAACUGGAGAAGAUGGAGGGCUGGGAGCCGCCUCACCUGGAGAACUUAACUGAGACUGUGACCGACGAAGCCCCAGAGGACAAGACCCAGAACGGGGGCUCGCCAGUGUCCUUCCCCAACUCUCUAGGGCUCCCGUUGGAACUGGCCUGGACGGGCCGGGGUCUUGAGGAGGACUCCUCCCGCUACGCUAAUCUGUCGGACUCCAAGGAUUCAACAGCUGCCGUCAGGUGGACAGCCCGCGCCAAAGUCAAGCUGGCUGGCAUCAGCAGGAUAAGCAGAGGGAUUGUGUCAGAAAGUGCUUGGGAGGGGUUUAAAUAGGAGCCAUUUAACCUCCUAUGCCCCUCCCUCCUCACCAAUGUACCAUCAGUAAAGAGGAUGAAGACCUGAACCAAAUAUCUGCUCGUCCCUGUUAUCUAGUUCUGGAUAAAAACAGUGUUAAUGUCAACUGUUAUUGAGAUGCUGUUGUAAAGCCCUGAACACAACACAUAACAUUUGUCCCUAUAGUUUGAGCUUUGAAGACCUUAAAGACAACAUGUCAGUUUUAUGAAUGGGCUUUUUUUUGGCUACUUUGAAAUCACUGACAUAAACUAUAAAUUAUAACAAAUAAAAGCCUUAAACUACUGUACAAUUUUAACUUUGAUAUCAGCAGGCCUGCCAUUUAGACAUGUUAUAUUGCCAAAAAAUGCGUAGAGUGAUUUUUUAAUUAUUGUGGUCAGUGGUAGAGAAUCAACACAAAUAUGAAAACCUGCUACUGAAGACUUGUUUUUCAAUUCUUUUUUGUCUAUGCAGUUACAGCCUCUGUAUUCUAUACAUUAAAAUGGGCUUAAAAUAUCGUGCAAUCAUGAAACAAUUUAUGAAAUACGUUUGAUUGGGAAUAUCUGUGUGUUUGUAUGCGUGCGUGUGAACAAGAGGUGAAGGAGAGGAUAUGAGUUUGUUGCUAGACAGGCACAUACUAGUAUAAUAGAAUGAGAUUUGAAGUUCUGUUGUUGUGUUGGGAAUAUGUAGGGGGAAUAAAUCUAAGCAACCGCUACAGUUUAAAUCCAAUGUUGAAUAUUUUUUUUAAAUUUGUAAUAACAAGAUGACAAUGACAAGCCAAACUCUGUGUAUACUUGUUUCUUGAGAACAGCAGUUAAUCCAUGCCCCUGUGUGCCUUGUAUCAAUAAAAUGACAUUAUGUGUUUGUACAUUUAAUCUAGACAAAAAAGCUGAGCAAAAAAAACUGCUGAGCUCAUCACAAUGUCUACGCACGUGGGUCAACCCAGCAUGAAUGUGUGCUGCAUCAGCCAUUAAAGUGCUCAUAUUACGCUUUUUCCCUUCCCUUUUACUUUAUUGUGUUAUAUAUCUUUUUGGUGCAUGUUAUAGGUUUAAAAAGUGAAAAAGCCUAAAGUCCACCCCUUCUCCAACAGAAAACACAGUUCACAAACUGCUCCAAACAGCUCUAUUAGGUUACAUGUUACUAGAAGGUAUCUACAUAAGAGUGACAUGACACUGUCAUGAACGUGUCAAAACAUUAUAAACAAGUCAUAAACGUUUCUGACAUAACGCUUAUUUUUGUGUCAUUCGGUUUUGUUAUGACAAGUUAGGUUUAUGGUUAGGAUUCAUGGGUCAUGACUGUGUCAUGACAAUGUCAUGUGUUCAUGCUGGUGUCAUGUCACUCUUAUGUAGAUACCUUAAAGUAAAGUAUUACCCUCUAUUAUAGUCCAUCCUUUACUUCCGUGACAAACUUGGGUCACUUUGUAACACAUGUUGUAAUGCUUGACUAGCUGCUAGUGUGGGACACCCUCAUGCUCUGCUUCUGACUGGCUAGCAGUCCUUACCUAGGUACUGCGCAAGUUUAACUUCCAACAAAGAUGGAAUAGAAGUGAGCUGCCUCACUUAUAUUCUACUCAGCUAAAACAGAGAGCUCAACACACAGGGUGAAAAGAAGAGCUGCAGCAAUGUAUAGUACAACAAAAAUAUGGUGUUUUUUGAAAAUUAAACCAUUCUGGUAAACCUAUUCUGGUAUAACCUCUAAAUAUAAUUACAAACAUGAAAAUGAGCAUAAUAUGAGCAUUUGAUGAGCAAAGGAAUUGGUUUCCAAACACUGGAUGCUGUUAGCUUCACCACAACAGAAGUGUUUUUGCACUGCGUUUUA